UCAAAGGAAUCCGAUAACCUCACAACCCCUUUCCUUAGAACUCGAGAAUCCAGUCCAAGUCGCUACCCACCGCGAUGCCUGGCUCAACCGCCCAAUCUGGGAAUGGAAUAGAUGAACCACCCUGCCUCCCUUUGAUCCCUUGCCCCAGGUGUGGCCGUGCAGAGCUCAUCUCCAACUUCCAACGUCGAGCUGGGCCGAGGAGGGGGCAACGCUUCUACAAGUGCCAGAUUGAGGAGGUCGAGGGAGGGUGCGGCUACUUUGCAUGGGAGGCAGAGUACAAGGCGCUUCUUGAUAGGAUCGCCGAUGGCGCCGGUCUUCGUCAAGCACGCCAGAUACCUGCAGUUGUUCUUGAUGGCCGUGUGGCAUUUCAGCAGCCAAGGGCCACCAUAGCACUGCAGCAUGGGAACCGAAUCAAGAGCCUGAUUGUCGGACCAGUGGCACCUGAGGUACCACUGCUGCGCAACGCGCAGGUCUUUUUCCCGGGUUCCCGGGAAGGUCUCAUCCUGGGGAGCGUCUAUGAGCUCCCCAGCCAGCUACCAGCCUGAAAGGGGCUAGCGGGGCUUCGGAAAAUAU
Messenger RNA from Brachypodium distachyon (stiff brome), 573 nucleotides. RefSeq lists its product as uncharacterized. The transcript has 2 exons. Lineage: Eukaryota; Viridiplantae; Streptophyta; Magnoliopsida; Poales; Poaceae. Bases 75 to 545 code for a protein of 156 amino acids. Gene Ontology annotation, molecular function: zinc ion binding. The record is from RefSeq and is a predicted model, not a curated record.